CCGAUUUCAUUUUCUUUUGAAGGGGAGGGAUUGUGCCGAAAUUUUUUAAUUGAAAAGAAAAGAUUUCAUACAUAUAAAAUUGCAUUAUACAAGUAUAAAUAUUUUUCAUAUGUGAGAAAUAUGACAAAAAGUUAGAUUCACUCUGUAAUUGGUUGUGGCAAUAUUGAUUUUUCAUAAAAAAAAUUAGAUAUCUUUGCUAUAUAGCCGUCGGCAUUGUUUUGGAGUUUAUAAUUUCACUCUAUAAAUAUCAACCAAUCGAAUCGGGGAAAUCCCGUAAACCUCCUUCACACAAAAAUGGUGGUUUGCGUAAAGUUGGAUUGAAUAGCGCUUUUGAUGUGUUUUAAAACUGAAACCGAUAUGAAAUGAAUUUCCUGCAUUUAUGAUACAGCGAUUUAUGAUGGCUUCGAAUACUUAUGUCUUUAAUGGAUUACCGCGUGAAUAUUAUCGGAUCAGGAAAAAAGAGGUAAGUGUCGUAAGAUGGUAUCGUUCAUAUUUUAAAGCGUGCACAUAUUUUUUUUUCAGUGUAAAUGCCUGCAGCUUUACACAGCGAGAUGUCAAAAGUAUAAAAAAGAAGUGGAUAGACAUUCAAAGCAAGACCAGAAAAAGAGAAGCAGAGAGGAGAAGAGAGCAGAAAAAGACUGGGGGAGGUCCACCUCCACUAAACUUGAAGCCAUGGGAAGAUAAGAUUGUUUCUAUUCUCGAUGAUAGCAUGGUGGUAGGGAUAGAAGGUGGUUUUGACACCAGUGAGUGUGGAAGCAAUGAGUUCCCUAAAGCCACAUCUAAUGCUACUUCCAAGUUCAUAUCAGCAGAUGCCUCCAAAACCCAGGAACUAAUUCCUGAGACUCCUCCUCCCUCAUUUGCUGGAGAUACCAGUAUGCCAACUGGCUGUUCCACAAAGAGAAAAAGAAAGAUCACUGUUGAGACAGCAUGUACAUCAGAUAACUCCAAGGCAGAGCUACUGCUUAACAUCCAAAGAGAGAAACUGGAGCUUAAAAAAAGUCUGCUCGAGGUAGAAAAGAAGAAGUUGGAUGUGCUUAAAGAGAUCUGUUUUGAAUUGAAAAGAAAAAACUGUUGCUGUUCCUAUUCUUUUCAAACUCUUGAGCCCUUAGUUGAGCUUGAACCAGCAUCUUGCUCAGUUUCACCAACUAUCAGAGGUCUUGUUGUGAAAGAAAUUUAAUUUUGUCUGUGCAAUGUAAAUUAGCCUGUUUUAUACCAUGUAAAGAGCUUUUCUGAUGAAUGGUGCCUGUAUGUCUGUCUCUCAAUCUGUCUGUUUGUAAACUAAGCACAUAUUUUCCUUCUACUUUAGAACCCAUUGGCAGUAAAUAUUAUUAUUGUAUAUUCUAAAAUAUUGAAUUGAAGGGUCAACCUUUGUGAAAGGGAGAUAAUCAUAAAACUUGGUUAACAUUUAAAUACCGGUAGGUGUCUUAAGAUAUUCUUCUCAAGAGUCACUGCACUAGCUAUUCCGGUCUUAAUAAUAUAGUGAAAAUUAUAAGAAAAAAAUAUGUAAUGCCACAUGAUACACCAAUUUAAAAAUAUUCCAUAAGUGAGCAAUGUGGCUCAUUAUUCUCUUGUUUUGCUUGUUAAAUUUGUUGGGUGGGGGUAUUUGUAAAUCUUUAUUUUUUUAAAUUUUCUGAUGUUAUAGAGAUCUUAUGGUCAUUUCAAUAAGAGAUGAAAUAGAUAUUUUGUGAUUUCAUAGCAUGGCAAUUACUCUUGAUUGUUUAAUGACAUUGCAUUUUGAAAUGGAAAUUUGUUUAGUAUCAAAUCCAAUGGUUAAAGUUACAUUUGUGUUAUACUUGUUUUGCUAUUGUUUUCAUCUUGUGUUUAACAGUCAAGUUAUGAUGACAUGAUUACAAUUAUUUUUAUAACCUUAAUAUAUCUUGUUGUCUUUACUUGCA
Messenger RNA from Magallana angulata, 1895 nucleotides. RefSeq lists its product as uncharacterized. Lineage: Eukaryota; Metazoa; Mollusca; Bivalvia; Ostreida; Ostreidae. Gene Ontology annotation, cellular component: nucleus. The transcript has 5 exons. Bases 380 to 1177 code for a protein of 265 amino acids. The record is from RefSeq and is a predicted model, not a curated record.